CACAGCGGUAACAAGCAAACGUUGUUCCAGUCUGAUAUAUUCUCUUGUGUGCUCAAGCUGUACCCUCUCUUCAAACAGAGAGCGAGAUACAUGGCAAAAUAGUCAGUUAACCCCAGAGUUUCGACGGCUGCUAAAUUCCGUAGCGUUUGCAAAAACUAAACAACAGGAGCGCCAAAUUCUAAAAGCCGAGGUGGAGACCUUGCGAAUCAAUCUCUCAUCCCAAGAUGAAACAGCCGUACGCUGUACAGCAGAGUAUCUCUUGCGAUGUCUAUUCUGCGAAACUAUGGGUUACAGUACCGCGGAUUUUGCCCAUGUCAAAGCAAUUAUGCUGACGCACGACGCAAAAUCGCUUUACGAAAAGCACGUUGGUGAGGCCAUUUGUCUGUUAUAUAGGGUGCUAUUCACAGCACCGUAAUGCCAUUUUUCUGUGGUGGUGACGAAGGGUAUCUCUGCGUGUCCAUGUUCUUGCACGAACGACAUGAACUCAGCCUGUUGAUGGUAAACACUUUGCAACGGGAUCUCAAUAGUGACAACAUCAAUGAACAAGCUCUUGCCUUAGCAGCUCUAUGUGGGAUAGCCAACGCCGAUAUGAUUUCCCCUUUGUUGUCCCCCGUCCUGCGCUGUCUUCGUCAUGAGAAUGCACUUGUGCGAAAGCGUGCCGCUGCCGUGAUACGCAAAUUCUCAACCAUAAAUCCAACCGCGAUGGCAGUUGCAGUUAGCAAAUUGAAACGAGUCCUAGCAGAUCAGGAUCCUGGUGUAAUGAGUGUGGCAUUGACCACGUACCGGACCCUGCUGUGUCAAUCCCGUAACACAGACACAAAGGCAUACCUCCCACUUCUGUCGGCGUUCAUUCACAUCCAUCGACAAGCGAUUAACGGCCGGCUGGCAACGCAAUAUGACUUCCAUGGAGUUACCGCUCCGUGGAUACAGCUCGAUUGUCUUGAGAUAAUCGGAACGUUAGGUGCCUGCGAUAUGAAGGCAGCUCAGACAGCUCAUCCUGUCAUUCUUGACACCUUGGAAAAUGCCCAAGAUGGAGGAGAUGCAUCGUACGCGAUUAUCUAUGGAGGGAUUAAGGCUUUGAGCAUUGUCGCUCCAGUGGCUUCUACCGAUCAUCUCGGAUGCGCGCCGGAAAUCCUGUCCCGGCUGCUUCAAUCGGCGAAUAGUAAUCUUCGGUAUCUCGGACUUGCGGGGCUAUACCUGCUUGUAGGUGCGAACGUUGGGGACAUACUCUCACGGUUUAGAGCUGAGGUAGAAGAAUCCUUACGGUCUGGCGAUGAUUCACUGGAGCAAAUGGGAUUGAAAAUCCUUUGCUUGGUGGCUACCAAGGAGGACUACCACUCGAUAGUCGAUCAUGUGUUAGACCACCUACGCAAAUCAGGGGAUGCGUGUACUCAGCUUCGGAUGUGCGAGACCCUUGUUAACCUUCUCAAUCGAUUAUCGGUGACAUCGGAAGAAACUUGCAGAAUUCUAUUUCAAGCAUUGCAUUCGGUGCACCAGGAUGCGCGACCCUCUGUCAUCAGUCGCUUGAAUGCGGUUCUGUUACAAGAAGAUGCGGGUGCUGUGCAAUUAAGUGUCAAGGAAUGCUUGGAGAUAUUGGUCAAGGAUGCGAUGGACGUGACGCUACUGCAAUUUGCCGUAUGGGUACUGUCAGAGUUUAUUACUGUCCCAUCAGAAGCGCAUGAUGUUCUAGAUAGAAUGGGCCGGCUACUCAAUGCACCAAAAGUUGAAGAUCUGUCCACUACAAGCUAUGUCCUCCAAUGUAUCAACAAACUCGUACAAAGGGUUGGAACCUGUCCACCCGUUGUAAUCUCUACCGUGGAGGCGCUGAAGGAGUCGCCAAGCCUGGAAAUCCAACAACGAUGCCACGAGUUUUUUCGGAUUUUGGCAUCAUUGCCUAACAUUAGCAAAUCUGAACAGGGCAGGGAAGAUUGUAUUUGAUAUUCACAACGAUAUACACAACGAAAUAAGAUGUGUUAUGAAUCGGGCCCG
Messenger RNA from Spizellomyces punctatus DAOM BR117, 1989 nucleotides. RefSeq lists its product as uncharacterized. The coding region runs from base 415 to 1938 and encodes 507 amino acids. Gene Ontology annotation, molecular function: cargo adaptor activity. Lineage: Eukaryota; Fungi; Chytridiomycota; Chytridiomycetes; Spizellomycetales; Spizellomycetaceae. Gene Ontology annotation, biological process: intracellular protein transport; receptor-mediated endocytosis. Gene Ontology annotation, cellular component: AP-4 adaptor complex; membrane coat. The record is from RefSeq and is a predicted model, not a curated record. The transcript is spliced from 11 exons.